AUGUUGUUUUUGAUAGCUCUCCAUUUUCAUAAUAAUCAGACAUCUUCUAUUAGUGAAUUAGUUUGUAAUACAUUAGGUAUGAAGUGUCAAGUAAAAGCCAAUGCUUUGUCUCGAAUACGCCAUAUUUUUACUCAAGAAAUAUUUACUGAACAGGUAAUAGCAUCUCAUGCUAUAAGUAUACCAGUUACUGAGAGUUUAAAUGGAGAUAUGGCUGGUUAUUUACCUAUACAUAUUAUAUUCCAACUUUUAAAAAGUCGUGUAUUUUCUAGAUAUAAAGUUCCAAUCAAGGAUUGGAUUUAUAAACAAAUGUGUAGUAGUUGUUUACCAUUACACCCUCUCCUACCUCUAUUAAUAGAGUCCUACGUGAAUUCUAUUAUUGUUAAAGGUAUCAAAUCAGACAAUGUAAAUCAAGCUAUCAGCGAAAAGGAAUUAUUAGAAGUAUUUGAUGCUCCUGCUAAUAGAAAAGAUAUCAGUGGACGACAGUCUCCUACUAUUAUACUAUCAGAGAAAAAAGAUGUAGGCUGUCAAAUACUUGUUUUAUAUUAUUUGUUGUUGUUUGAAGAUACUUUAUUAAAUAAUAUGAAAUCUAUAG
Messenger RNA from Lottia gigantea (owl limpet), 592 nucleotides. RefSeq lists its product as hypothetical. The annotation marks the transcript as partial. The transcript is spliced from 4 exons. The record is from RefSeq and is a predicted model, not a curated record. NCBI's taxonomy places the organism in Eukaryota, Metazoa, Mollusca, Gastropoda, Lottiidae. Gene Ontology annotation, biological process: snRNA 3'-end processing. Gene Ontology annotation, cellular component: integrator complex.